This is a messenger RNA of Cylicostephanus goldi, 662 nucleotides long. NCBI's taxonomy places the organism in Eukaryota, Metazoa, Nematoda, Chromadorea, Rhabditida, Strongylidae. The record is from the annotation of a GenBank genome assembly.
AUGAAAUUUUGCCCCAAAACAAUUGCCCCUCAAAUGGAUCCUGUGACAAUGUGGACUAGAGACGAAGUGCUGAAGAUGGGCAAUGCAAAGAGCGUCUACAUCAAUGAAAUGGGUAAUAGAGCAUAUGGUGCAAACCUUAAACAAGCCGAACAAAUCAGACAUCUGAAUCAAGCGUGGGUUGCGCGGACGUACAGAAAGGAUCCUCAGCCAGAUCCUGCACGCAGCACCAAAUGCGAGGCAGAGCUGGAUCAACUUAUGAGAAAUUUAUGUGAUGCUUGGAAUGGCACGAAAGCUUUGAAGAAAACCAAGUUGAAAAGUACUUAUGAGGACAACGAAUUUCUGAUUGCUCUAAAAAAUUAUGUGGAAGUCAACGAUUACGACCCGUUUGAGUACUGCCCUCUAACAAUGGUGGAUGGACAAGGCAAUACGAGAACCAUGAAAUGCUUGAAAAAACCAACUGAAAUAAUAGACUCUGCGGUACUUAAUCGAAUGCAAUGCCAAUCAAACGCAAUUAUUGAUGGAUCACAUAAAAGUAAUGGAAGGUUCGUUGAGAAGUUUUUAUUUUGCAUGAUUAUGCUUGUUAACGAUUAUGAAGUCUCAUCAUUGAUGAUAGGUACUUAUCAGGAUCAACUAGAUAAAUUGUUCACAAGUAAAUUGUAAAU